Messenger RNA from Papaver somniferum (opium poppy), 1237 nucleotides. Its product is annotated as protein FLUORESCENT IN BLUE LIGHT, chloroplastic-like. Bases 41 to 1027 code for a protein of 328 amino acids. Lineage: Eukaryota; Viridiplantae; Streptophyta; Magnoliopsida; Ranunculales; Papaveraceae. Gene Ontology annotation, biological process: chlorophyll biosynthetic process. Gene Ontology annotation, molecular function: protein binding. The record is from RefSeq and is a predicted model, not a curated record. The transcript has 5 exons.
CAACAAAAGAAUCUGAUCUUUCUAUCCAAAUCAAUCAGUAAUGGCGCUCCACUGUACAUUUUCGCGCCCAAAAUCUUCAACAAUUCUCAUGCAAUCUCAACCAUUACCACCAAAAUCUCAUUGUUUCUCUAAACCGAAGCUUAUAGAGUUAUUGCCUGUUGGUAAAUCGGAAAUUCCUGAACAUAUCAGUGCAGUUAAUGAGUUUCUUGGAUCAGAAAAGGUGUGUGGGCUUGGGAUUUCACUUUCAGCUCACAAGGCUUCUAGCAGAAAUCAGCUACCAUUUCAGACAAGCAAGACGUUUUUUGCACCCCUCAAUGGCAAAAACUUGUUAGUUCAUCAGGGGCCAGAACAGUACAGAUUUCCAUUAGCAACAGUCGUUUUUGCAAACACUAUGAUGUUGGGUCUCCCUUUUCAAGCUUUGGCAGAAACAUGUGAGACUGAGAGGUCUAUGUUUGAGAUGCCGCUAUUGCUUACAGUAGCACUUGUAGGAGCCGCUGUUGGAGGUUUACUUGCUAGACAAAGGAAAGGAGAACUAAAAAAAUUGAAUGACCAGCUUCGCCAGAUUAAUGCAGCUCUAAGAAAGCAAGCAAAGAUUGAAUCUUAUGCUCCCACUUUAAGUUAUGCUCCAGUUGGUAGUAAAGGGAUCCUGGAGGAAGACGUGAUUGUAGAUUCAAGGAAACAUGACUUGAUUUCAUGUUUAAAAACUGGGAAGAACUUCUUAAGAACUCAAGAACCAGGAAAGGCGUACGAGUCAUUUAAAUCAGCACUUGAGAUUGCUCAGAGUCUAAAGGACCCUAUUGAGGAGAAGAAGGCUGCCCGAGGAUUAGGAGCAUCACUUCAAAGACUAGGGAAAUACAAGGACGCCAUAAAAUACCACUCGAUGGUAUUGGAAAUCUCUGAUCGAGAACGUGAAGAAUCCGGUAAUACUGAAGCAUAUGGUGCUAUUGCGGACUGUUAUACUGAACUUGGUGAACUUGAGCAAGCUGGAAAAUUCUAUGAUAAAUACAUUAUGAGGUUAGAGGAUUAAUGUUUCAGAUUUCAGUGUUUUGUUAAAUAAUAUGUAGAGUGAAAUCUUUCGGAAUUAUCAGAGGUUCUAAUUUUAUUAGGCAUUUUGUUUUUCUUUCGGCAACUUAAAUAGUCUACAAAUUUCAAACCUUAGGUUUCUACCAGGUUUUUAUGGACUAUCUAGUAUACGGUAUGAAUGAAUGCAAGUCAUUACUCCCCUUUGUUCUUACAC